Colossoma macropomum (tambaqui) is the source of this 1702-nucleotide messenger RNA. RefSeq names its product potassium inwardly rectifying channel subfamily J member 14 (gene kcnj14). The record is from RefSeq and is a predicted model, not a curated record. The coding region runs from base 1 to 1680 and encodes 559 amino acids. Lineage: Eukaryota; Metazoa; Chordata; Actinopteri; Characiformes; Serrasalmidae. Gene Ontology annotation, biological process: potassium ion import across plasma membrane; regulation of monoatomic ion transmembrane transport. The transcript is spliced from 3 exons. Gene Ontology annotation, molecular function: inward rectifier potassium channel activity. Gene Ontology annotation, cellular component: plasma membrane.
AUGGGAGCUGCGCGGGUCAAGCGACGCUUCAGUGCCGUGGUAGACACACCGCUUGACGAGGAGGAGGUCAUGAAGCUCGCUCAGAGUGAUGAUGUCACAGGGGCAUGUGGAGGGGAUCUCCCCUCUCCAACCUGCAAUGGCAAACUGCUCAACCUGCACCACAGCAACGAAGCGAAGAGUGGUGUGAGAGACGAGGAGGACGAUGAUGAUGAUGAUGAUGUUGAUGAUGAUGAUGAUUGUGAUGAUGGUGGAUCAAUGGGAGGAAGGAGGAGAGGAGGAGGAGGGGGAGUGGGAGGAGGCUGUGGCCCGGCAAUCAUGGGUUCGGGCAGGAGGGAAGGGGGGUGGCAGCGAGCCCAGAGAAGUUUGUCCCCCUCCCCUUCCCCCUCGCCCCCCCUAGGCAUCCAAGGCCGCCGCCGCCGCCGCCGGCCCCGUGGACGCUUUGUGGGCAAGGACGGCCGCUGCAACGUCACCUUCGUCAACAUGAGCGACAGGGGCCAGCGCUACCUCACUGACCUCUUCACCACCUGUGUGGACAUCCGCUGGCGCUGGAUGCUGGUGGUCUUCACCCUCUCCUUCCUGCUCUCCUGGUUGCUUUUUGGAUUCACCUUCUGGCUCAUAGCUGCUGCACAUGGGGAUCUAACUGUCACAUCAUCAUCUUCCUCCUCCUCCACAUUCACUUCUUCAUCUUCUUCUACUUCUACAACUUCACUGGACCCAGAAGUGGAGCAUUCUAGGAAACUGGUGGAGCCUGAUGAACGUUGCUUUCAGCAGGUGAACAGCUUCAUGGCUGCCUUCCUCUUCUCUCUGGAGACACAGACCUCUAUAGGCUAUGGUUUCCGCAGUGUGACCGAGGCCUGCCCCCUGGCGGUGCUGGCUGUCGUCUUGCAGUGCAUUGUGGGCUGCAUCAUCGAUGCUUUCAUCGUCGGGGCGGUCAUGGCCAAGAUCGCCAAGCCCAAAAAGCGCAAUGAGACAUUGGUGUUCUCUGAGGUGGCCGUGGUGGCGAUGAGGGACGGGAAGCUCUGCAUGAUGUGGCGUGUGGGAAACCUGCGUAAGAGCCACCUGGUGGAGGCCCAUGUCCGGGCACAGCUGCUGAAGCCAAGAGUGACCCCAGAGGGGGAGUUUCUACCUUUGGACAACGAGGACAUCAAUGUGGGUUUUGAUACAGGCACUGAUCGAAUCUUUCUGGUGUCUCCGGUGACCAUUGUGCACGAGAUUGACGAGGAAAGCCCGUUCUUUGAGAUGGACAGGCGGACACUCGAGACAGACUCAGAGCUGGAGGUGGUGGUCAUUCUGGAAGGCAUGGUUGAAGCAACCGCCAUGACCACACAGUGCCGCUCUUCUUACUUGGCUUCUGAGAUCCUUUGGGGUCAUCGAUUCGAACCUAUGCUCUUUGAGAAGAAAAACUGCUACCAGGUGGACUACUCUUACUUCAAUAGGACGUAUGAGGUCCCUGACACGCCAUCCAGCAGUGCUAAAGAGCUGGCUGAGAAAAAAUACAUCCUGGGCUCCCGUUCCUCUUUCUGCUACGAGAAUGAAGUGGCUUUGCAGCUCUCCUCCUCUCCUCCCCCCUCCCCUAGCAAAAUCUCUCCAUCCCCCUCUCUCUCUCCUUCACUCACUCUCCCCACACCUCCGCCCCCGACCCGUUGUGGCUCCCGCAAUGAGCACCCACACACACAUUGAGCCCUCACUAGUGCCGGGGGCA